Messenger RNA from Ooceraea biroi (clonal raider ant), 1333 nucleotides. Its product is annotated as putative methyltransferase C9orf114 homolog. The record is from RefSeq and is a predicted model, not a curated record. Lineage: Eukaryota; Metazoa; Arthropoda; Insecta; Hymenoptera; Formicidae.
AUUGACCAAUCAAAACGCAGCAGGCAACGUGCGUAGUCUGACGCGGACAAAACAUCCACCGUGCUUGUGCAUAUGAAGAAUUUUUGAGGUUAGAUUGUCUCAGCUUGUUGUUAAGUGAUAACAGUACUGUUUUUAAUUUUUGACAAAAUUAAAUUCUGGCGGACUUGAGACGAGGAAAUAAUGUCGGCUGCAAAGCCCGAGGUGAAGAAUUGGAAAGAGUAUAAUCGCAAGCGAAAGGAGCUUCGAAAGCAAUGGAGGGAGGAGCAACUCGUGAAGAAGGCCAAGAAAGAAGAAGAAAGGCAAGAAGAAGAAGAAGGGAAAAAGCCGGCUUGUGAAGUGAAGGAGCACGUGGAGACCGAGAGGUACGAGCGUCGAGAUGUCUGCACUAUAAGUAUAGCGGUGCCAGGGUCAAUCCUCGACAAUGCUCAGUCUCCGGCACUGCGGACAUACUUAGCGGGACAGAUUGCACGUGCAGCGUGCAUCUACAAAGUGGACGAGGUUAUCGUGUUUGACGACCAGGGCGACAUCACGGAGGACGAGAAGAAGAAGAUCAGGAAAGGUGACGCGCUGGGUGAGAACAGGCCCGGAUGCCUACAAUUGGCCAGGAUAUUGCAGUACUUGGAGUGCCCGCAAUAUCUGAGAAAGUACCUCUUCCCUAUUCACAAGGACUUGCAGUAUGCAGGUGUACUGAAUCCCUUGGAUGCGCCGCAUCAUCUGAGACAAGCGGAUGUAUCUCUGUAUCGAGAAGGUGUGGUUACUAACAAACCCAUAAAGGCUGGCAAGGGUUCUCAGGUAAACGUGGGACUCGCAAAUGAUGUUCAUGUAGACAAGGUGUUGCUCUCUGGAGUAAGGGUGACAGUGAAAAUACCGACGGAACAGCCGAAUCCAAAGAAAUUGAAAGGUAUUAUUGUACCACCAAAUGUACCGCGUGUAGAGAAUGACAUCUAUUGGGGAUACACUGUCAGAUUAGUUAAAAAUCUAACGGAAGUACUGACAAAAUGUCCAUACAAGGGAGGAUAUGACUUGACGAUCGGCACUUCCGAUAAAGGAACAUCGAUUGAUGAAAUAGAAGCAAGAAGCUUGGAAUAUCAUCACUGUCUUAUCGUAUUUGGAGGCUUGGCAGGAUUGGAAAUUGCUGUGGAAAUGGACCAGACUUUGGAUGUCGAUGAUCCAUCCUUGAUAUUUCAUAAAUAUGUCAACACCUGUCCUCAGCAAGGAUCUCGGAUAAUCAGAACAGAAGAAGCGAUUCUUUUGACUCUAGCUGAGUUAAGGACUAAACUACUGCCUAAAGAAAUUAUUCCUUAAUAAAAUAAGUGUCAUCGUCUUAAGAAUA